Triticum dicoccoides is the source of this 4637-nucleotide messenger RNA. Its product is annotated as transcription termination factor MTERF8, chloroplastic-like. Lineage: Eukaryota; Viridiplantae; Streptophyta; Magnoliopsida; Poales; Poaceae. The transcript is spliced from 2 exons. Bases 109 to 1275 code for a protein of 388 amino acids. Gene Ontology annotation, biological process: regulation of DNA-templated transcription. The record is from RefSeq and is a predicted model, not a curated record. Gene Ontology annotation, molecular function: double-stranded DNA binding.
AGCACAGCACAGCACACCACCGGAGACACGAACACGCCGCACCCCACAACCGACGCCACUCGAAUUCCCCGCCGCCGCCGCCGCCGUCACCGUCGCCGUCGCGGCGCCAUGCUCCACCUCCGGCAGCGCGUCCUCUCUCGUCUCCUCUCCGCCGCGCCGUCUCCUUCCACCUCCCCACUCCCCUCUCUCCGCCGCCUCCUCUCCGCCGCCGCUGCCCCCCGCAUUUCACCGAACCCUAGCUUCGCCGUGGAGGAGUACCUCGUCUCCACCUGCGGCCUCAGCCGUGCCCACGCACUCAAGGCCUCCGCCAAGCUCUCCCACCUCAAGUCCCCCUCCAAGCCCGACGCCGUCCUCGCCUUCCUCGCCGGCCUCGGCCUCUCCGGCGCUGAUGUAGCAGCCGUCGUCGCCAAGGACCCGCGGUUCCUCUGCGCCGGCGUGGAGAGAACCCUGUCCCCCGUCCUCGCCGGGCUCACCGGCCUCGGUCUAUCCCCUUCUGAUAUUGUGCGCUUCGUCUUGCUCGUCCCCGACAGCUUCCGCCAGAGAUGCGUCGUCUCCAAGCUAGAGUACUACCUGCCGCUCUUCGGCUCCAUCGACAACAUGGUCCGGCCGCUCAAAUACGGCCCCGGCUUCCUCGACUCUGACCUCGAGAGGGUUGUCAAGCCCAAAGUCAAGCUCCUAGCAGAGUGCGGGCUAGGUGCUUGUGAUAUUGCCAAGCUCUUCAUCCAGGCACCGAUGAUACUUGGCUCCAAACCAGAGCGUUUCGUGGCGAUGGUCGCGUGCGCCGAAGGUAUAGGUGUGCCCCGUGGCUCUGGAAUGUUCAGGCAAGCGCUGUACGCCGUCUCAUGCUUCAGCGAGGACAAGAUCGCUGCCAAACUGGACUACUUGAAGAAGACACUUAGGUGGUCAGACGCCGAGGUUGGCAUUGCUGUGUCCAAGGGUCCGUUUCUGCUGAGGAGGUCAAAUGACGUGCUGCAGCGCCUGUCAGAGUUCCUGAUCUGUGAGGUGGGGUUGGAACCGACAUACAUUGCUCAUCAGCCGACUAUUCUCAGUCGUAGCCUUGAGGGGCGGCUCAGCCCACGGUACUAUGUUAUGAGAUUUCUUAAGGAAAAUGGAUUGCUCAAGCAUGGCCCAAGCUACUGUACAAUUGUUAAAUGGACCGAGAAAAAGUUCUUGGAGAACUUCAUAUGCCCUCACAAGGAAGCUGCACCAUACCUUGCUGAAGACUAUGCGGCUGCUUGCAAAGGGCAAGUGCCGGGUAGAUUCAGAUUUACAUGAACCAAGAAGCAUGAACGUGAGUGGAACUACUAUUUAGUAGCCUUGGUGACUGGGAAGAUUUUCAUGGAAAGGUUUGUAUGCCCAUACAAGCAAGCUGCCCCCACCUUGCCAAAGACUAUGCUGCCACUUGUAGGGGAAGUGCUUUCUAAUUUGAGAUUUGCAUGACCAGUAACGGGCUAUGAGAAUUGGUAAUUACGUAUGUCUACGUGUAGUGAGCUGGUAAUUUUCGUCUCAGUGUUCUUUGCCUAACUAGAUGUUGGUUAUCUGCUAUAGUAUGUCCGGUACAUGUUAAUUCAGCGUCGCCAGUCCUGGAUGAAACUGAUAAUUUGAUUUUAGGGUACUGUUGUAUGUCCAUUACAUCAUUCGGUAGAAAAGAAAGAAUUGCACUUCAAUUAACCUGUCCAUCGUGAUGUCAUAUUGUCAUGCAUACUAGAACUAAGAGAGUGUGACGUCAGGGCAUUCUGCAAAUGCUUUCAAAUAUAUUAAUGAAGAGUAUUCUGCACACCCUAUAUGUUUAUGUUCUCAAUUGCCAUUUCAGCUUUCAAUGCAAUCCUGAGUCAAUCUAUCUUUCCAUGAAAAAAGGUUCUCAUUUUUGUCAUGAAGAUGAUAUGAAGCCCCAAAAUUCGUUAAACAUCUUUUUUGGUGGGAACAAAUCUGGAAUUAACGUGUUAGUCAUUGCUGAGGUUGCAGUUUUGAUCUAGUCUGUUGGUUGCUUCCUCUAAAGCUGAAACUCGUCAUUCUUCCUGCCGUAGCUUUGUUUAUAUGAUAUUAACUGUUGUGAAAGCAGGUCAUUGUUUACUAAUAGUUCGUAUCAGUUUUUUUCAUUUAUUUUUCUCUUAUAUUCUUGGAUCUCGCUGAUAUUUUGUGUCAAAACUGAAUACUUCAGUAGUUGGCUACUAAGUAGCAUUUUGUUGACAGCCUACACAUUUAGCACUACGUAACGGAUAUUUCAAAAGCCCUUGUAUUUGUACCGGAUACACGAAUUGAUGCUUGUAUGGUAUGGUGCCGAAAAACAGAGGGUAUUUCAUACACUAUGAAGGAACUUAUGUUAAGGUAAUCUUAAAAAGGGUCAUGGCAUUACCAUGUUAUUCUCUGCCAUACCUGUUGGCUAAUUUUAUUCCAUAUUAGCACUAUUUAUAUUGAUUCUCAGGAAAUCUUUUUAGGGAUAGUAAGGUGGAUCUUAUGUACCAUCCUCUGUUUUAUAUUUUGCAUUUUUAGGUACUCUUUUUGUAUUUGCUUUAGUUGUGUUGGUUACAGACUCGUCUGAAGACAUGUAGACUGGAAUUGGAGAAAAGAGAAUGAAGAUGUCGAAGACUGUUACCUUAGCCAAGAGAUGGUCCCAGAAAUGAUAUCUUAACCAAGCUUGGUCUUAACAUUUAAGGGAAUGCAGUAUUUUUUUUGUCUCAGUUAUACUGAAUGUCAUCUCUUCCUGCACUCUUUUUAGUUAAAUUCUCGGUCUAGGAAUGCAAGUACUAGCUGUCAGAUAGUUACUAUAGUUAUAGAAUCUUGGAGAAUUGCAAACACAGAAAUUGUAGACAUGCUUGUCUACCUCAAAUUAAGAAUCAAGAUGUGUGAGGAGAGGAUGGUGAACAUAUGUUUAUUCCUGAACAUAUGUUAGGCUGUAGAAAUUGGAAUAAAUGAGAUCUCAGCUGUGUGCUUGCAGUAACACAAAGGAGAUGGGCACAUGCUAUUAUUGGCGAAGAGCUCUGAUUUGAAAUGAAGAUCAGUUGUGUGUCUCUUCUCUAGUGCCUAGUUUAGCCUGUGGGAAUUAUAGAGAUAAUAUUAAUGCAAUGAAGGCGAGGGGAAGGGGUCUAUUAAGGAACGAAGUGACUUGCCAAGUGAGUAUGAUUCUUUUUAAGGUAGUUUCCUUGAGUAAGAAUUGGCUGGGCAAGCAUACUGACUGAUUUACUGAAUGCUGUAGAUUGAUGUGGCUUUCUUACUUUCUUGAGAAGAAGUGAUGAAACUAGAUAUAGAUGCUUAGUUCUUUCUUCUUCUUUCAGGAGAUCGACCAAGCAUGGUGGCUGGGGAUUUGCUAUACUACACAUGAUUCUGAAGGCUGUGUUAGUUGAUGAUGCCUGAGACUUCCUUCAGUCACAAGUAUUUAUUCAAGAGUUGAUGAUGCCUUUCUCCUUCUGAAUUUUGCAAGUUGUGCAAUCCUUGUGAACCUGAUAUUUGGAUGAUAAUUUACUUUCACAUUAGAACAUUUUCUUUUUCGCUUACUCUGGGAUAAAAACUUGUGCUCUAAACUUUCCUUUGUACACUGGGAGAUUUCUGGUGUUAUCAAAUGGUCUUUGCUUUUACUCCACCUCUAUGAGCACUGUUGCCGAAGAAUGGGUUAUUGAAAAUAUUUGGGCAAAGAAGCUGCUGUUCAAUCGACAGUUGAAUUUAGCACCAGCUGCUGCAAUUUCUUAUUAUUUUAAUAGAAAGCCGCAAAUAUCGAGGCGCUAUGUAGUAUGUGAAUUAUGUGUUCUCAUCUUCACCUGUACAGUUUUAUUGAGUCAACCAUGCAUGCCGUCACUUUUUUUCUGGAGUUGAUAAUCGAAUGUAAAAAAACAUAUGUCUCUGUUUUCCAUCCAUAUAUAUGCCAUGUAAGCAAUUAGAUGUGGAAUUUAAAGCCGCUAUCUAAUUGAUGGUGAUCUACUCAGACUAAUAUUUAGUUUGCCCUUUCUUUUGGUCUUACCAGAGCUUUCCUUUAACGGGAACAGUCUUAAUAGAGCUUUUUAUGUGUAGGAAUUUUGUGCGUGGAAGCAAGCAGAGGGCAGUUAUGGAUGAAGUUGAGCAAGCUAACUGGUACGAAUAAAGCUAUGUUGUUAUUCACCCUCCAUUUAGCGGGGUAUCCAAUCUGCUUAGAUUGAUCUGCACUUGCACUUCCUCAUGACAAGUGGACACCUCCUUUGACUAGUACAAACGCAAGGGGCUGAAGGCACCGCUGCAGUCAGGCUGGAUUAUACCGCUGCAGACGCAAGCUUACAUGAUCGCUGGAGGAGAGACAUGGUUUCAGCCAUGGCGGUGGCGCGAGAUUACUCGACGCUCUAUUAAGACUGCGGGGGAAGAUCAGUGUCGCCGUACAAUCAAGUGGUCGCUAGCUGGGGAAGUUGGCAGCAGUCUGGUAGGCGAGGAAGAUGAGAUGAUCGUGCAAUGGCUGGCCUUUUUUGAACCCUAUCUGAAGAUGGUUAGAAACUAUGUGUGAAACCUGCUCUGUUGCGUGGCGGGUUUCAUCGUUUCCGUCGGAGGAACAGCUAAGACCAUGUUGAUUCGUUAACAUUCGUGAACAUCAUCUGGUUGCUAGCAUCUGUAAAAAGGAAGAAACGAAAUUUGUACAGACAUCAAGUAUUCAAAGUUCAGUUUAUGCAGAUACCAAU